Molecule: messenger RNA, 1688 nt
Organism: Ectocarpus sp. CCAP 1310/34
Lineage: Eukaryota; Phaeophyceae; Ectocarpales; Ectocarpaceae
Source: the annotation of a GenBank genome assembly
GCCGGUGGUUGAACCGGCCUCAUUCGGCAAAAGAGGCUGCGCCGAUGGUUGAACCGGCCUCAUCAUCUGUGCCGCCUGUGGAAGCUUCCACAGCUGGUGUAGUGGUGCAAGCGGCAAAAGCGGCAUACGUGGCGACAAUCGGCAGCGGUGGCAGGUGGCGGGGGCGGAGCGUCUGUGGUGGGCGAGGAGGUUGAGGCUCAAAGGGGAGGGCAGCCAUCAGAGCCGGUGGUAGACAACACGUUGCCAUCAUCACCAGCGGCUGGUGAGGAGGAGGGGGAGAGGAAAUAAGUAAAGCAGACCACCCCACCAACGCCUGCGGUAGACACAGUACAAGCACAGCAGCAGCAGCGGCACCUGCCUCGCCCAACCACACUCUCGCCAGUGGCAGGGACAAUACAAGCAACACGCCUACGGUCGAGCCCGUUACCGUCACCUCCUUUUCGCAGCAGAUGUGUUAGCGGUGGGAGCGGAGGCUAGCGGUGGUGGGGUCGGCGAAAAGAGGGUCUGCGACGGCGGCGGUGGUUCGCGGAUCAAGCGUGAUGGGACUUCCACCGAUUCAUUGGUUAACAAGCGGCGCCUAGGAGCCUUCAACAUCACUAAGGAUCGGUUUUGGUUUGCGUCUACACUUGAGCUGCAGCUGGCACUGGGCUUGUGCUAGGCAUGCCGAGGCUUCCCGGCGCUGAGGGUGUGGGUUGAAGAAGAAACAUCACCCACUUUACGGAGUUGUGUGGCUGGCGUCCAUGCAGCGGCUGUCGUUGGGGGGGCAGAUUCAAGCAGCCCAUCGGCGCCGAGGUGGUUUAACUCUUGUACCGUUUUGAAACAGGGGUGGUAGUUCGGGGACCCGCGCCUGCAUCACGCGGCCAUUUUUCCGAAUUUAGUAUUCUGCCGGCUUGGAGCACAGUGGCGCUCUUCGGGACAUGUUGGUUCUAUGCAUUCAGGAACAUCCGUCGUCACAGAUGGGUGUCAUGUGAUGCUGCGUUUCGGGGGGUCUCAUCGCUGCAGAAACAGGGAGCGUGCCAGGUUCCGUUUUUCUGCGAUUCUUGCUGAUCUAUAUAUAUUUCCUGCCUGUUGUCUGGGCUUAUCUCAUGCUUGUGUUUGUCUGAUUUUCUAACAACACACGGAGGGUGUCUCCGGUCGGUUGGAUCAGUCCGGAUGAAGAGAGUAUUGCGCAGAGAUCGAGACCAUUUUUAGGGAGAAGACACCAACAACGCCCCAAACGAAUUGUCGCGUUACAGUACGGGCCCCCGAACACCCAACUACGCCACCAAACGGUGAUGGGGAGAGCUAUCGCCGAAAGAAACUGCCUAGAAUCUCGACCAAAACCAAAUCGCUUCUAGUGUCAAGCUUGCUGCGCUCCCGCGACCUCCUUGGUCACCGCCCUUGGUUGUACACCCUCUUCCCCCGCAGAGAUACGGUUCUUAAAACAGGCCUUCUUGACUACCAAUUCGCACUGAACAACACUACAGCAAGGCAUGUCUAUUAACAAUGGUCGCAGCCGUUCAUCUUCUCCUCGACGGUGGCGAUCUGGGCGAGGGGGCGGCGUAGCUUCCAGCGCCUGUUUUCGUUCUGGCCUCGAUCGAUCGCAAACGUGGCGCAGCUUCUAUCACUUUAGCUUCCUCCUUGCAUCGCUCCCUCCCUUCCCGCGGAGUCUGGAAAACAAACACGGGGUCGGGCAUUACACGGUGUUU